UAGGGCUUCCUUGGACCUGAUGACAAUCACAGCAGCCCCCUGGAGGAUUUCAUCUCGUGGGCUAUGGAGACACCAGUAAUAUCUUCUGAUCUGUAGAUCAUCAGCUCAUUAUUGGCUGCCACCUCCUUCAUUAGCAGCUCCUGUUUGAGUCCUUUGUGGAUUAUAGAACAUGCAGCCUUGGUUUGGAGGAAGAUUAUCUCUGCUGGAUUUCACCCUGAUAUUUUACCUGUUGAUUGGAUCUUGUCAAAGCUCGAUUGCCCCAUGUCCUUCCAUCUGCACCUGCUCUGGGGACCUGGUGGACUGCAGUCACCAGGGACUGACACAGCUGCCCCCUGACCUCCCACCGUGGACAGUUCAUCUAAACCUGAGCUACAAUAAACUAACAGAGAUCGAUCCGGCCGUCUUCGAGGAGCUGCCGCAUCUACGGGAAGUGCAGUUGAAUCACAACGAACUGACGGCCGUCCCUUCUGUCGGCGCUGCGUCUUCCAAGCUGACUUCCCUUUCGCUACAUCAUAAUAAGAUUCGCGGCAUCGAGCCCGGCCUGAUGAAGCUCUACAUCGCGUUGGAAACAUUAGACUUGAGCUUCAAUGAAAUCACAGAGAUCCGGAGCGGCUGCUUUCCCCCAGGACUAAGAAUAAAGGAGCUCCACCUCGGGAGCAACAAAGUUGGCAUCUUGGAGUCGGGAUCGUUUGACACCUUGGCGCGGUCCCUCCUUACACUUCGUCUGAGCAGAAACAGAAUCUCACAGCUUCCCAUCAAAGGACUCAAACUGCCCAGAUUAACAGUCCUGGAGUUGAAUCGAAACCGUAUUCGUUCCAUCGAAGGUUUGACGUUCCAAGGGUUGGAAAGUUUGGAAGUUCUGAGGCUGCAGAGAAAUAACAUCAGCAAGCUGACCGACGGGGCGUUCUGGGGUCUGUCGAGAAUGCAGAUCCUGCAUCUGGAAUAUAACAACCUUCGAGAAGUGAACAGCGGAUCGCUGUACGGUCUCCUGUCUCUCCAACAGCUUCACCUCGGCAACAAUUCCAUAUCCCACGUCAGCUCUGGGGGAUGGAACUUCUGCCAGAACCUGCAAGAACUAGUUCUGUCGUACAAUAACCUAACCAGACUGGACGAGAGCAGCUUCGCGGAUCUCGGUGUCCUGGACACCCUUCGGCUCGGCCAUAACUCCAUUAAUCACAUUGCGGAAGGUGCCUUUAAAGGCCUCAAAAAUCUUCGUAUUUUGGAGCUGGACCAUAACGAGAUCUCCGGUACAAUAGAGGACACCAAUGGGGCUUUUAUAGGCUUGGAAAGCCUCACCAAGCUAACUCUGUUUGGAAACAAGAUCAAGUCGGUGGCCAAGAAAGCUUUCUCAGGCUUGGGAGCCCUGGAGCACCUAAACCUCGGGGAUAACGCUAUACGCGCCGUGCAGCCCGAGGCCUUUGGGGAGAUGAAGGUCCUCAAAGAACUGGUCAUCAGCAGCGAGAGCCUUUUGUGUGACUGUCAUCUCAAGUGGUUGCCUCAGUGGCUAAUUAGCCGAAAACUGCAGUCCAGAGUGAAAGCCACUUGUGCCCACCCCGAGUCCUUAAAGAAUAAAAGCAUUUUCAGCGUUUCCCUGAGAAGCUUCGUAUGCAACGAUAUCCCUAAACCCCAAAUCAUAGUCCAGCCGGAAAGCACCAUGGCCGUCCUCGGAAAGGACAUCCGUUUCACCUGCUCGGCCACCAGCAGCAGCGACUCCCCGAUGACCUUUUACUGGAUGAAGAACAGCGAGAUCCUUCACAGUUCCGAGACCGAGAACUUCGCCAGCGUGUGGGGGAAGGACAAGGAUUUGAUGGAGCACACCUCGGUUCUGCACCUGAGGAACGCCACGUUCUCCCAAGAGGGCCGUUACCAAUGCAUCAUCUCCAACCACUUCGGGUCCACGUACUCCAACAAAGCCAGACUCACCGUGAACAUUUUGCCAUCAUUUACCAAAACGCCAAGAGAUAUCACAAUACGGACGGGCACUACAGCGAGAUUGGAGUGUGCCGCAGAAGGGUACCCGUCCCCCGAAAUCGCCUGGCAGAAAGAUGGAGGGACGGAUUUCCCCGCGGCGCGAGACCGGCGGAUGCACGUCAUGCCGGACGACGAUGUGUUCUUUAUCAUGGAGGUGAAGAGCGAAGACAUGGGAGUGUACAGCUGCACGGCGCAGAAUUCUGCGGGGUCUGUCUCCGCUAACGCAACCAUAACCAUACUUGAGAUGCCGUUUUUGGUUAAAUCGCUUGAAGAUCACGUGGUUUCCGUGGGCGCCACGUUAGCUUUACAAUGCAAGGCCAGUGGCAGCCCCCCGCCUCGUAUCACCUGGCUGAAAGGGGACGAGCCCCUGGCAAUGACCGAGCGCCACCACUUUACCCCCGGGAACCAGUUACUCGUCAUUCGGGACGUGGUGAAAGAAGAUGCCGGCAGGUACACCUGCGAGAUGUCCAACACGCUGGGCACGGAGCGCGCGUACAGCCGCGUCAGCGUCUAUCCCGCCGCCGGCUGCGUGGCCGAGCAGGGCAAGAUGGAAGGGACCAUGACGUUCGGGAUCAUCACCAUCGCCGUCGUGUGCAGCAUCGUCCUGACCUCGUUGGUGUGGGUCUGCAUCAUCUACCAGACGAGGAAGAAAAGGGUGGAAUACAGCGUCACAAACACAGACGAAACAAUCGUACCCCCCGACGUGCCAAGUUAUUUAUCUUCUCAAGGUAUUUGCUCGAGCGACGGAGUUGGUAACCUCGACGUCGAAGCUUGUAACGUCACAUACAGGCGGCCGCAGAUCUGCUUAGGAUGCAACUCGGAGGCUUGUAAAGCGGCAGACGGCUUAUUCAAUACAGAAAAUACAGGCUACGGAGUGCAGGUUACGUGCACGGACUGUUCCGACGACCGUUCUCUCUACGACAAGGACGCCGACUACUGCCAGCAAGCCCUGGCGUCUUCAGACUAUUCAUAUCAGAAGCCGGCAAACAGCCACAAUUUGUAUGACGACGGCCAUGACACUUCUUGUCAUCAAAUUGCUGGGACAUUUGGUUGGCCAAAGAAGGAUUCCUGCGGCUUGACCCAUCCGAGCAACCACGAAAGAGUCGCAUCAUGCGGGGCAUCACGCCAACAGGAGACAGAAGGUCCCUGCCAAGAACCAUUAUUAAGGUCUUCAGAAACAGGGACAUUUCUCGAGUACCCCGUGACAGACUAUUUCCAACCCCACACGGCCUUGGAACCUUUAAACGAAGACCCCGACAAAAGGACACUUCUAUCCAACGGAUACAUCACGUCGCCGAUAGACGGUGACCAGCAGCGUCAUCACCCGGUGAACGCUGCCCAAUUGCUCUGCGCAAACUGAAAAAAAAACAAA
Spea bombifrons (plains spadefoot toad) is the source of this 3343-nucleotide messenger RNA. It is a transcript of the gene LRIG1, whose product is annotated as leucine rich repeats and immunoglobulin like domains 1. Gene Ontology annotation, molecular function: protein binding. The coding region runs from base 170 to 3331 and encodes 1053 amino acids. The transcript is spliced from 19 exons. NCBI's taxonomy places the organism in Eukaryota, Metazoa, Chordata, Amphibia, Anura, Pelobatidae. The record is from RefSeq and is a predicted model, not a curated record.